AUGCUGCCUCCCACUGCAGCCGUGCUCGCCUUUGCUGCGACCGCCCGCCUCGCACUCGCCCUCCCUCGCAUCGGCCACGACUUCCCCGCCCAGGCCGUCUUUGCGCCCGCAGCGCCCGCCCACGACCACGAGCAGCAGCAGCAGCACCUCGCCCUCACUGUCGAUAGCCAGAUCUCGACCUUGAGCCACCCGCACUUGCCGACCCACCGCCUGCGCGUCAAGCACCCGCGAGAGCUGUGCGACCCCGACGUCAACCAGACUUCUGGCUACAUCGACAACGACCAGGGCCACCACCACUUCUUCUGGCAGUUCGACUCGCGCAACGACCCCUCGAGUGACCCGGUCGUCCUCUGGCUCAACGGCGGUCCCGGAUGCUCCUCGUUCACCGGUCUGCUGCAAGAACUCGGCCCCUGCCGGGCGAGGCCGUCGGGAGAGGACCCGGUCUUCAACCCUCACUCCUGGAACAACAACGCCUCGAUCAUCUUCCUCGAUCAGCCUGUCGGCGUCGGCUACUCGUACGCCGACAAACACGACGAGGGCGUGUGGACGACCGAGGCGGCUGCUCGAGACAUCUACGCCUUCCUCCAGAUCUUCUUCCACGAGUACGCAGACAAGUUCAGCAACUCCGAGUUCCACAUCGCCGGCGAGUCGUACGGCGGGCGCUACAUCCCCGUGUUCGCCGACUACAUCUGCAAGCAGAACGAGCAUGCCGACGAGCGCGGCCUGACCCAGAUCAACCUCGCGUCGGUCCUCAUCGGCAACGGCUUCACCGACCCGCUCCGACAGUACGCGUCCUACCACCCGACUGUCUGCACGGACAAGAUGGGCGGGCCCUUCCUCGACCAACGCUCGUGCGACCAGAUGGCUCGAGCGCUGCCGGCGUGCCAAAGCCUCGUCAAGGCCUGCUACGAACGCCCGCACGUGUCGUCCCUGUGCGUUUCGGCGUCGGUUUACUGCGAGAGCAGGGUCACGGCGCAGUACGACUCGACGGGCCGCAGCCCGUUCAACAUGCGCAAGUUUGGCGACUAUGUCGAGAACAAGUGGAUCGAGCGCUGGCUCAACACCGAGUCGGUCCGGCACGAGCUCGGCGUCGACCUCGACCCGCACGGUCACGGCGUCAAGAAGUUCGUCGGCUGCAGCGACAAGGUCUUCGAGCACUUUACCUUGUCGGGCGACCAGGUCCGCCCGAGCUUCCACCAGGUCGCCGACCUUCUCGACAACGGCGUCGCGACUCUGCUUUACGUCGGCACCCUCGACUACAUCUGCAACUGGCUCGGCAACGCCGACUGGGCGAGCCACCUCGCUUGGGCUCACGGCGACAAGUUCAGCAACGAGCCCUUGCGCCCGUGGUACGCCUCGGACGAGCUCGCGCGGGUCGGCAACGAGACGGUCCGAGCGGGCGAGUAUCGCCAGGUCGACAACUUUGCGCUCGCCGGCGUCGACGGUGCGGGACAUUUUGUCCCGUACGACAAGCCUAAGGAGGCGCUCGCGCUGUUCAACGGCUGGGUGUUCAACCGCACGAUCGGCUUUACCGCUUUCGAGGAGUCGGCUUGAGCCGUCGCCUGUGAGCAGUCGUUGUAAAUGCCACUUUGUCGUCUCGAAUACUC
Rhodotorula graminis WP1 is the source of this 1607-nucleotide messenger RNA. RefSeq lists its product as uncharacterized. The transcript has 11 exons. The coding region runs from base 1 to 1554 and encodes 517 amino acids. Gene Ontology annotation, cellular component: fungal-type vacuole. Lineage: Eukaryota; Fungi; Basidiomycota; Microbotryomycetes; Sporidiobolales; Sporidiobolaceae. Gene Ontology annotation, molecular function: serine-type carboxypeptidase activity. Gene Ontology annotation, biological process: proteolysis. The record is from RefSeq and is a predicted model, not a curated record.